CGGUCCCGGAUCGCCGGGAGGCGGGGAGCGAGGGUCCUGCGCUCCGAGAGCGCCUUGCGCGGGAGCUUCUGUCGGAAAGAACUCGAAAGCCCUGGACUCGCUGCCGCUCCGUCGCCUCGGCCCCCCGGGAAGAUGGCUGCGGACCGGUCUCUGCUGGCCGUGCGGGAGGCGCUGAAGAAGUGCUUCCCGGUGGUGCGGGAGCAGCAGGGCUCGUGGCAGGACGCCGUGCGGGACUGCCAGCCCCUCUUGGCCUCGCUCAGCAACCUGGCCGAGCAGCUGCGGGCGGCGCAGAGCCUCCGCUUGGACGAGGUGCCGGCGCUGCGGGCCUUCCCGGACCUGCAGGAGCGGCUGCGGCGCAAGCAGCUGGAGGCCGGAGACGCCGUGCUGGAGCAGCUCGGGGACAGGCUAGCUGCCCUGCUCGAGGUGCGCGACGCGGUCAGCAGCCACGUGGAGCAAGUAUUUGAAGUGUACGAGCGGCAUGCCAGCACGCUGGACCUCGACGCUGUGCUGCAGCCCUCGGCGGCCACCCCCUCGGUGGCUGACAUGUUAGAAUGGCUACAGGACAUUGACCGACAUUUCCGAACCUCGUACCUGAAGAGGAAGGCCCUCCUCUCCUCCAUCCGAUGGGGAGACUUGGUGAGCAUCCAGGCGCUGCCCAAGGCCUGGGACCGGAUCUCAGAAGGCGAGCAUGAAGACCUCGUUCAGGAUACCCUGAUGAAAGUCGCCUUCUUCCUGGAAGAGUGAGGAAGCCGCAUGUCUCUGGAGGUUGAGGCACCAUGCUCGGAGACUGACGGUUUCUCUGAAAGUG
Messenger RNA from Ochotona princeps (American pika), 808 nucleotides. It is a transcript of the gene AIRIM, whose product is annotated as AFG2 interacting ribosome maturation factor. The record is from RefSeq and is a predicted model, not a curated record. The coding region runs from base 133 to 744 and encodes 203 amino acids. Gene Ontology annotation, cellular component: nucleus; cytoplasm. Lineage: Eukaryota; Metazoa; Chordata; Mammalia; Lagomorpha; Ochotonidae. The transcript has 4 exons.